AUGAAAAAUGAAAGGUUGGAUCGUAUGGUAGGUCGAAGGGAGAAAGUGGACUGCACGGAUACACGUCAAGAGGAAGGCUGUAGCUCAUGUGAGCUACGAGUCGACCAAGAUUAUGACGAGAAGGAGGUGUUAGUAAAAAUUUUUAAUCAUGUUACUGGCUCAGCGUUGAAGUUCAGUGAGGAUAUUGAUGUUGCUGAUAUGCUACGGAGACAACUGUUUGGAAAGAGAAUUCUUUUGAUGACCCGGCAAAAGGAAGUGGCAUUUCAUGGAAAGGGCAACACUGAUUCUCUUAACCUUCGAUUGCUAAAACUAGAAGAAAGUUGGGAGUUAUUAGAGAUUUUCCCUGAUGAACUACUAGAAGUUGGAAAGGAAAUAGCCCAAAAUUGUAAAGGACUUCCUUUGGUGGUUGAUCUAAUUUCUGGAGUCAUUGUGGGGAGGGAAAAGACAAAGUCUGUGUGGCUUGAAGUUUGA
Capsicum annuum is the source of this 471-nucleotide messenger RNA. Its product is annotated as putative disease resistance protein At1g50180. NCBI's taxonomy places the organism in Eukaryota, Viridiplantae, Streptophyta, Magnoliopsida, Solanales, Solanaceae. The transcript has 3 exons. Bases 1 to 471 code for a protein of 156 amino acids. Gene Ontology annotation, molecular function: ADP binding. The record is from RefSeq and is a predicted model, not a curated record.